CCUGCGCGCAGCCCCGCGACUUCUGCUCUGCUGCCUCUGCGCCUCCGCGCAGCCAUGCCGUCCUACUCGGUGACGGUGGCGACGGGCAGCCAGUGGUUCGCGGGCACCGACGACUACGUCUACCUGAGCCUGGUGGGCUCGGGCGGCACGAGCGAGAGGCACCUGCUCGACAAGCCCUUCUACGAUGACUUCGAGCGCGGCGCGAUUGAUACUUACGAUGUGACAGUAACUGAAGACCUGGGGGAGAUCCAGCUGAUAAAAAUUGAGAAACGGAAGUACUGGUUUCCUGAUGACUGGUACUUGAAGUAUGUCACCGUGAAAACACCCAUGGGUGACUACUUAGAGUUCCCUUGCUACAGAUGGAUUACAGAUGACAAAGAGGUGGUACUCCGAGACGGGCGAGCCAAGCUUUCUGGGGAUGACAAGACUCAGGUCCUUAAGCAUCACAGGCGCAAAGAGCUGGAGGAUCGUCAGAAGAUGUAUCGGUGGGCAGAAUGGCACCCAGGCUUUCCCCUGAACAUAGAUGCCAAAUCUCACAAGGAAUUGCCUCGAAACAUCCAGUUUGACAGCGAGAAAGGAGUCGACUUCGUUCUGAAUUAUACUAAAGCGAUGGAAAAUCUCUAUGUGAAUCGUUUCAUGCAUAUGUUCCAAUCUUCCUGGAGUGACUUUGCAGAUUUUGAGAAGAUCUUUGUCAGAAUAAGCAAUACAAUUUCUGAGUAUGUGAUGCAGCACUGGCAAGAAGAUUUUAUGUUUGGAUACCAGUUCCUGAACGGGUGCAAUCCUGUAUUGAUCCAAAAGUGCACAGAGUUACCAAAGAAAUUUCCCGUGACUACAGAAAUGGUAGAAUGCAGUUUGGAGAGAAAUAUGACUCUGGAAGAGGAAAUAAAGCAAGGGAAUAUUUUCAUAGUGGAUUAUGAACUUCUGGAUGGUGUUGAAGGCAAUAAGACUGACCCCUGCACUGUGCAAUAUCUGUCUGCUCCAGUCUGCUUAUUAUAUAAGAAUUUAGCGAAGAAGAUUGUCCCUAUUGCAAUCCAGAUAAAACAAGCUCCUGAGCCAGGGAAUCCUAUUUUCCUGCCCUCAGAUGCAAAGUAUGACUGGUUAUUGGCCAAAAUUUGGGUACGUUCUUCUGAUUUCCACAUACAUCAGACUGUUACUCAUCUCCUUCGGACUCACUUAAUUUCUGAAGUGUUUGGAGUGGCCUUGUUCCGGCAACUACCUUCUGUCCAUCCUCUCUUUAAGCUCUUGGUAUCCCAUGUGCGGUUUACAAUAGCCAUCAACACAAAAGCCCGAGAACAGCUUAUCUGUGAAUAUGGCCUUUUUGACAAGGCCAAUGCCACUGGAGGAGGAGGGCUUGCGCAGAUACUCCAGCGAGCGAUGAAGCACCUCACCUACAGUUCCCUGUGCUUCCCCGAAGAAAUUAAGGCAAGAGGCAUGGAAAGCACGGAGGAAAUUCCAUACUACUUUUAUCGGGAUGAUGGCAUCAAAGUGUGGGAAGCCAUACAGAGCUUUGUGACAGAUGUUGUUGACAUCUAUUAUGAUAGCGAAGAGAUGGUUUGUGAAGACGUAGAACUCCAGGCCUUUGUGAAAGACGUCUAUGUUUAUGGGUUGAGAGGAACCAAGGCUUCAGGAUUUCCUAAGACAAUAAAGACACGCCAGAAGCUGUCAGAAUAUCUCACCGUCGUGAUCUUUACAGCAUCUGCACAACACGCAGCAGUAAAUUUUGGUCAGUACGACUGGUGUUCCUGGAUUCCUAACGCCCCUCCAACGAUGCGUCGCCCACCACCUACAGAAAAGGGGAGUGUCACCAUUGAGUAUAUUGUUGAGAGUUUACCGGACAGAGGGCGCUCCUGUUGGCAUCUUGGUGCUGUUUGGGCCUUGAGUCAGUUUCAAGAGAACGAAGUGUUUCUGGGGAUGUAUCCAGAUGAACACUUCAUAGAGAAGCCAGUGAAAGAGGCCAUGAGGAAAUUCCGCAAGAAUCUUGAUGAAAUUACCAGCUGCAUUGCUGAGCGCAACAGGAACAAAAAACUCCCCUACUAUUAUCUUUCCCCAGAUCAAAUACCUAACAGUGUGGCUGUUUGAAUUAGCCUUUUCGAAGACAUGGAAAGGCAGUGAGCUGGAGUGACAAUCAUGGCAAAUUAUCUACAAGCAAAUCAGCUGCCUUCAAACCAAAUUGGGUCUUAAUUUGUCGUAGAUACUAUUGUAGUUUAAGUUUUCUUUGAAUAUCUAUCCCUCAUAUAUAAUUAGCUGAUACCGUGUUACUGUUCGAUAAUAAUUUUUAUAAUUAUCAGGAAAUACAAAACCGUAAGGAACAUUUUUUACCUUAAAACAGAACCUUUACCAAUGGAGAAACUCUAUUCCACAUACAGUGGUACCUCGCAAGAUGAAUGCCUCGCGCAACGAAAAACUCGCAAGACGAAAGCGUUUUGCGAUCUUUUUGUUGACUCGCAAGAUGAAUGUUUCUAUGGCUGUGCUUCGCAAGACGAUUUUCUUUUGCCUUUUUUUUGCUGGGUGACCUUGGGCUAGUCACACUUCUCAGAAGUCUCUCAGCCCCACUCACCUCACAGAGUGUUUGUUGUGGGGGAGGAAGGGAAAGGAGAUUGUUAGCCGCUUUGGGACUUCUUAGGGUAGUGAUAAAGCGGGAUAUCAAAUCCAAACUCCUCCUCUUCUUCUUCUGGCCCAAUGAGUACUGCACCCACAGGCCCUGCCACUCAUGCCAGCUGGGGCAGAAGGGCCAGGCAAAAGCCUGGAGCUGGCCUAGCAAUGGGAUCCAAUGCUAUCCAGGGGUGGGUCCUGAACUGGAUCAGCACCCCCCAUGCCCUAUUUUUGGGCUGCCUGUGUGCUGCUGUCACUGGCAGAAAGCCUACUACUGGUGGUUACUGCCUCCUGCCCACACUUUUGAGCUGGUGGAACAGAGCUUUAUGUCAGUGGCGUAAUGCGAAUGUCUAUCUGCGGGCAGAGGCUGGUGGAGGGAGACAUGGCGGAUUAGGAGCUUGAAUCUGAAUUUAUCUGCGGGCAGAGGCUGGUGGAGGGAGACAUGGCGGAUUAGGAGCUUGAAUCUGAAUUUAAUUAUUCUGCUGGAAACCCACUAAUUUUAGUUGACAUACUGUUGUAUAAUGCAACAGUGAUACGAAGUUUGGAUCUUUACGAAGUGCAUAGAUUUAGUUAGUGCAUUGCACUUUGCCUGCAUGUCUUCUCGGAAGUAGAAUCCAUCAAGCUCAAUUGAUUUUAUUCCAAAGUAAAUUUACAUAGGAUUGCAGUCUAAAUUGUUUUACAUGAAAAUUAUGCAGGGUUUUGAUAAGAGUGCAAGAUGAGCACCACUUCCUAUUAUUCAGAUAAAUAACUAAAAGCUCAUCAGUUUUCUGUUCACCACAGUGACUACAUAGUACUGACUGCAAGAAUCAAAAGAACUUUAGCUUGUUCAACGACUUCCUCUUCCAAGACAUCAUAGUUUCAGUUCCACAAUUGUUAAUAAGAUCACUAAUCUAUUUCAAGCGUUCUUUAGCAGGUCUCAAUUCCAUUGCAAUCUUGUUCAGAUUCAUUUUUAUCACAAUUAAAUUAUCCUCUUUUUCAAAAUUUGAGUAAUUCCCCCCCCAACCCAGUUGUUCAAUAAUAAUAAUAAUAAUAAUAAUAAUAAUAAUAAUAAUUAAUUGUACACCGCCCAUCUGGCUGGGUCUCCCCAGCCACUCUGGGCAGCUUUCCAACAAAGAUUAAAAAUAUAGUAUACUAGCUGGCCCGGCCACGUUUUGCUGUGGCUCAUCCCUGUGAUUCCCCCUAACCCUGUCCCGAUCCAUGACGUAUCCCACCCCCUCCACCCCAACCCCCACCCAGGCGAGUCCCCACUUCCAUUCGGCCUAGUCUGUAAAGGUGAGCCAAGGUUUUCUAGCUGCAGUACCAGUGUAGCCGCCGCUAGAGGGCGAAGGUUUUCUAGCUGCAGUACCAGUGUAGCCACCACUAGAGGGCGAUGUUUUGUAACCUGGUUCUUUUCCCAGCAGGCUCAACAGGGUCUCCUGGCUUACUUUUUAGGUCCUAAAAACAGGGUUUUAGCUUGCACAGGUGUGCCACUUGUAUACCCCAUAUAGCUAGGAACACUCGCAUAGUGGCAUGUGACGUUGUGUCCAAAUUUCAUCGCUAUCGCUCAAGCGAUUUUGGUGAAAAGUGGAAACCAACAGACGUGCCCAGUUUACAUAUAUAUAUAUAUAUAAUAACACUGAGAUUUCAAUAUUUCACCAGGUGCUUCAUGCUUCCUUUGCUAUCAGUAGAACACAGUCCUUCACAGACAGACCAUGGUAAGGAAGGCAUUAGUAUUUUCUUUGACCAGCACUGGAUCUCCUAUUUUGGUAUGGGAACGCAGGCAAACAGGCAAAAUGUAAUGUAGUAAACCAACAUUUAUGCACUUUCGGCCUAAAACCACAUCCCUUCAAGUGCAGCAAAGGAAGGCAAACCCAGCCCUCAUGUUCCCCAGAAGCUGUGCAGCCGAGAAGAGCUCUAAGCAGCUCUUCAACAGAACAAGGGCAAUUGUGGUGGGAGCUGGUUGGUUAAAGUCCUUGAAGAGAAAGAUUCUUCCUCUAUUUUGAAUUUCAACAGAAUAGUUGUCUGAAAAUAGUGAUGAGCUCAGCAUGUUUCCAAGGCCACAUUUCAAUCCUUAUUCACCCCCCCCCCCGAUAUUUUAUGCUUGAUAUUGUUACGGCUUAAGGUGUUUUUAAAAACAGUAAAGUGGUUUCUAAAUGAUAUUAAAUAAACAGCAUUUUAU
Molecule: messenger RNA, 4750 nt
Organism: Zootoca vivipara (common lizard)
Lineage: Eukaryota; Metazoa; Chordata; Lepidosauria; Squamata; Lacertidae
Gene: ALOX5
Product: arachidonate 5-lipoxygenase
Biological process (GO): lipid oxidation
Molecular function (GO): oxidoreductase activity, acting on single donors with incorporation of molecular oxygen, incorporation of two atoms of oxygen; iron ion binding; protein binding
Source: RefSeq, a predicted model, not a curated record